UGACCUGACCAGCAGAACCAGGAUGAAUGACGACCCACUGCAGACUGGAGACAUCAGUCUGACUCUGGAACGUCCCUCAGCUGCAGACAGCGGGAUCUACAGCUGCAGAGUCAGGAAACGAGUCGUCUUGGUGAUGAAACGGGUUCAUCUCCAGGUCAAAGAUAUUGUUGGUCUGUAUCAGCCUGACCUUAAAGCGUCUCUGAAGAUGAAGUUCCAGAGUCUCUCUGAAGGCGUCGCUGAACCUGGAAAUCAAACCUUUCUGAACCAGAUCUACAUAGAGCUCCACAUCACAGAGGGGUUAACUAGAGAGGUCAACCAGGAACAUGAAGUUAGAUGCAUUGAAACAACAUCCAGGAAACAAGAAACAACAAUCAGAAGAGAAGACAUCUUUAAAGUCCCACAUGAAAGAGAUCAACCAAUCAGAACAGUGAUGACAAAGGGAGUGGCUGGCAUUGGGAAAACAGUCUUAACACAGAAGUUCACUCUGGACUGGGCUGAAGACAAAACCAACCAGAACAUCCAGUUUAUAUUUCCAUUCACUUUCAGAGAGCUGAAUGUGCUGAAAGAAGAAAAGUUCAGCUUAUUAGGACUGAUUCAUAAAUUAUUUUCUAAAACCAAAGGAAUCUACAGCUUUGAAAUGUUCCAGGUUCUGUUCAUCUUUGAUGGUCUGGAUGAGAGUCGACUUCCUCUGGACUUCAAGAACAAGGAGAUCCUGACUGAUGCUACAGAGUCCAGCUCACUGAAUGUUCUGCUGACAAACCUCAUCAGGGGGAAACUGCUUCCCUCUGCUCUCCUCUGGAUAACCACACGACCUGCAGCAGCCAAUCAGAUCCCUGCUGAGUGUGUUGACAUGGUAACAGAGGUCAGAGGGUUCACUGACCCCCAGAAGGAGGAGUACUUCAGGAAGAGAUUCAGAGAUGAUGAAGAGAAGGCCAGCAGGAUCAUCUCCCACAUCCAGAAAUCAAAAAGUCUCCACAUCAUGUGUCACAUCCCAGUUUUCUGCUGGAUCACUGCCAAUGUUCUGGAGGAUGUGAUGAAGACCAGAGAGGGAGGAGAGCUGCCCAAGACCCUGACUGAGAUGUACAUAGAGUUCCUGGAGGUUCAGUUCAAAAUCAAGGAGGAAAAGUUUGAUGGACGACGAAAGACAAAAUCUAUCUGGAGUCCAGAGAACAAGAAGCUGAUUGAGUCUCUAGGAAGACUGGCUUUAGAUCAGCUGCUGGAGGGAAACAUGAUCUUCUAUGACAAAGACCUGAAACGGUGCGGCAUCGACAUCAAAGAUGCUGCGUUGUACUCAGGAGUUUUCACUGAGAUGUUUAAAAAGGAAAGAGGCAUGGGCAACAUCUCCGUCUACUCCUUUGUUCAUCUGAGCAUCCAGGAGUUUCUGGCUGCAGUCUACAUGUUCCACUGCUUCACCAGCAAGAGGUCAGAGGUCAUCAAGACGUUCCUCGGAGGAAAAUACAAUGAAACAUCUCUAGAUGAGUUCAUGAAGAAAGUCAUGAAGAAAUCCCUCAGCAGUAAAAAUGGCCACCUGGAUCUGUUUGUCCGUUUCCUUCAUGGUCUCACUCUGGAGUCCAACCAGAGUCUGUUAGGAGGCCUGCUGGGUCGGACAGAGAUCAGUCCAGAAACCAUCCAGAGAAUCAUCAACAAUCUGAAGAAGAUGAACUCUGAUGAAAUCUCUCCUGACAGAAGCAUCAACAUCUUCUACUGUCUGGUGGAGAUGAACGACGUCUCAUUUUAUCAGGAGAUACAAUGGCUGCUGGAUUCAGGGAAGAAACUCUCAGUGUCUGACUGUUCAGCUCUGGCCUUCAUGCUGCAGAUGUCAGAGGUUCUGGAUGAGUUGGACCUGGAGAAGUACAACACAUCAUCAGAUUGGGGACGACGGAGACUGGUUCCGGCUGUGAGGAACUGCAGAAAGGCUCGAAUUGGUGGCUGUAGGCUUGAAAAGGAUGAAUGUGAAGUUUUGGCUUCAGCUCUGAAGUCCAACCCAGAUCUGACUGAACUGGAAAUCAGUGAGAUGAACAUAUAUAAAGCUGGAGACUCUGAUAUGAAGAAUCUGUUUGAGAUCCUGGAGAGUUCAGUCAGUAAAGUGAAGGAUCUGGGAUUGGAGAACUGCAGUUGGUCAGAGACCAGCUGGACGUCUCUGUUAACAGCACUGCAGUCCAACCCGACCCAUCUGACAAAACUGGACCUGAGCGACACCAACCUGGAAGAAUCUGCAGUGAUGGAGCUCUGUGGUUUUCUACAGACCGAAGGCUGCAGACUAGAACAAUUAAAAUUGGAGAACUGCAGUUUGUCAGAGACCAGCUGGACGUCUCUGUUAUCAGCACUGCAGUCCAACCCGACCCAUCUGACAGAACUGGACCUGAGCAGAACCAACCUGGAAGAUUCUGCAGUGAUGGAGCUCUGUGGUUUUCUACAGACCGAAGGCUGCAGACUAGAACAAUUAAAAUUGUGGAGCUGCAGUUUGUCAGAGACCAGCUGGACGUCUCUGUUCUCAGCUCUGAAGUCCAACCCGACCCAUCUGACAAAACUGGAGCUGAGCUACACCAACCUGGGAGAUUCUGGAGUGAAGGAGCUCUGUGGUUUUCUACAGACUGAAGGCUGCAGACUGGAGAGGUUGAGGUUGAUCAGAUGCAGAUUGUCAAAGAUCAGCUGUGAUUUUCUGGCCUCAGCUCUGAAGUCCAACAGCCUCCAUCUGACAGAACUGGACCUGAGAAACAACAACCUGAAGGAUUCAGAUGUUCAGCAGCUGAAGCGUUUUGUAAAGACUUUACAGUAAGUAAAUGUUUGUAGUGAGUC
Messenger RNA from Poecilia latipinna (sailfin molly), 2799 nucleotides. Its product is annotated as NACHT, LRR and PYD domains-containing protein 3-like. The transcript is spliced from 8 exons. The record is from RefSeq and is a predicted model, not a curated record. Bases 23 to 2779 code for a protein of 918 amino acids. NCBI's taxonomy places the organism in Eukaryota, Metazoa, Chordata, Actinopteri, Cyprinodontiformes, Poeciliidae. Gene Ontology annotation, molecular function: protein binding.